AUGUCAUCAUCAAUAUCACCUUCAACAAGUAAAUCACAAAAAACCAAAUUGAUUUCCAUGGCAAUCAAAACUCUACCACGGAAUUUUGCGCAAAAAAUCAGAAACAAAAAACAUCAACCUCCUUCACUCAUCACCGAUCCCUCACUAUCACCACCAGUAGUCAAUCAAUUGUCAUAUACUUCACCGCCACCUAAUGUAACUGUAAAACUUCAAAAUAAAAAAAAGAAAAGUCGACCUAAAAGUGGAAAUUUCACGCUUACUACACAGACUUUAACUAAUGUGCUGUUCCUUAGAUCACGUAACCGGUCCUCAUCUGCUUCUUCAGACCGCAAUAAUAAUAAUAAUACAAACACAAGAUCUUCAGUAACAUAUGAAAGUUUUCCAGAUCCAGAUCCAGAAGACUUCGUUAAUGUAUAUUCCUGGGAUUUACCGGACUCGAUAUCAGCAACUGAGGAUGCUGGAGGAGUAUUACAAAUGAUCGAGUAUGAUGGAAUGUUAAUUAAUGGAAUACGCGUUAACUAG
Messenger RNA from Entrophospora candida, 522 nucleotides. NCBI's taxonomy places the organism in Eukaryota, Fungi, Glomeromycota, Glomeromycetes, Entrophosporales, Entrophosporaceae. The record is from the annotation of a GenBank genome assembly.